Pyricularia grisea is the source of this 4212-nucleotide messenger RNA. RefSeq lists its product as uncharacterized. The coding region runs from base 453 to 4004 and encodes 1183 amino acids. The record is from RefSeq and is a predicted model, not a curated record. NCBI's taxonomy places the organism in Eukaryota, Fungi, Ascomycota, Sordariomycetes, Magnaporthales, Pyriculariaceae. The transcript has 2 exons.
UUUGCUUGCGGUACUGUAAACUAUCUAUCACAUCUACGGUUCAUCAUUCAUAACGCUUCUGGCGUUGUCUGACGUCCAAUGCGUCUCUAGCAAAUCAUUUCCCCCCCUCUUUGAAACCACCCGGAUCUCUUUCACAUUGCUUGUCCUUUACUCGUAUUGUCGCGGCACUGGCCCGCCGCCCUCGAUUUUCAAAGUACACGCAUCGCAUUGUACGUCGUUGGAACCAGUACACCUUGGCCCAUCAAUCCAUCUUCCAAACGGCAAAGAACCGUCCAUUCAGGCCAAUCCGUCUGGUCAUCCGACCCGCAACGCUUACGCCCACUGCCAAGUCCCUGCCAAUCUUCAUCUCAGCCUUGUCUGACCAAACAAAGGGGAGGGUCAUGCAACCGACCGAGGAAUUCAACUGAGACUCUUCCCCAGGGCCCCGUCGAGAAACUAAAAUCGUCGUCGCCAUGUGGAACAUCUCGAGCUUUGUGCAAAAGGCACAAGAGCUGCUUGACCCGACUCAAGGCCUCAACCUCAGCCAGUCCGACAAGAACCCGUCCAAGGCCACGUUGUUUCAGCACCAGUUCCGCCUGCCCUCGUCACAGCAUCCGCUCUAUGAGAUCGCCGCCGAGCUGACUAUCCCGCCCGCAAAUGUCACGCAGGGCGAGAAGACGGCCGACAUGGGCUGGCACUAUGUCGGCCGCCUGCAUCUGUCCGAGUCUUUUAUCUGCUUUUCCACCACGGCAUCGAGUUUCCUGCAGUCCGCCAGCACUUCGAGCUCAUCAAUAUUUACAGGCCAGACACAUGGUGGAGGACCAAGCGGCAAUGGCUUCACAUUUCCCUUGUGCGCCAUUCGCAAAGUGGAAAGAUUAAAUAGCCAGAAUUACCAGUUUGCCCUUGCUAUAACGACAUGGAAUGGAUUGCUCCACGAGUCUGGCAACAAGGACAAGGACAAGGAUAAGGACAAGGCGGCAAGUAAGGAUGGCAAGAACCAGGUCAAGGAACAAAGAAUAACAGUACAGCUUGCCGGUUCUCGGCAGGCUUGCGAGCGUUUCUGCGACGGCCUGAAGAAGGGCCUGCGGGCGGGCGUUGGCAACGUGGCAAAACUCAAAAGAGUUGUUGCUGAGUGCUACUCGGAAUACCUCCUAAGACCCGAGGACCAAAAGGAAGCGAGUGCUCCAGACGCCGGUCUUGGUCUACAGUUCCGAUACCCAGGCGACCCCAAGAAGCUUCGAGAUAGGGCAAAGAUGCGAUUGUGGGCCGAAUACCUUCGAGACAACGGUCGGAACUUUACAUUACUGCGGCAACCAACUUUUCACAAACUCAUCCGGGUCGGUCUACCAAAUAGAUUACGAGGUGAAAUGUGGGAGCUUACUUCUGGCUCUGUGUACCUGAGGCUAGAGAACCCAUCCAUGUACGAGGAGACUUUGGAAAAGUUCUCGGGACAGGAAUCGCUGGCUAUCGACGAGAUUGAGAAGGACCUGAACCGCAGUUUACCAGAAUACCCGGGCUAUCAAGACCAGAUUGGUAUCAACAGGCUGCGCAGAGUUCUCACGGCGUACAGCUGGGUGAAUGCCGACGUCGGUUACUGCCAGGCCAUGAACAUUGUGGUCGCAGCCUUACUGAUCUACAUGUCUGAGGUACAGGCCUUCUUCCUGUUAUCGACCCUCUGCGAUCGUCUUGUGCCCGGUUACUACUCGACAACCAUGUACGGGACUCUCUUGGACCAAAAGGUCUUUGAGUCCCUGGUGGAGAAGACGAUGCCUAUUCUGUGGGAGCACCUCGUCAAGAGCGACGUGCAGCUCUCUGUGGUGUCUUUGCCCUGGUUUUUAUCUCUGUACAUCAACUCGAUGCCCCUCGUAUUUGCCUUUAGGGUCUUGGACGUUUUCUUCGUUGAGGGACCCAAGGUCUUGUUCCAGGUCGGCCUCGCGAUCCUUCGAAUCAACGGUGAGGCGCUGCUCGACGCGACAGACGAUGGCGCGUUUAUUUCGGUCCUCAAGUCCUACUUUGCGCGGCUGGAUGAGUCGGCGCAUCCUCGAUCUGAAAAUCCAAAGUUGCGCGCAGUCACCCGCUUCCAGGAGCUUAUGGUUGUUGCUUUCAAGGAGUUUUCAGGCAUCACACAAGCGAGCAUUACAGAUUUGCGGCUUAAGAAUAAGGAUGCGGUCCUCAACAACAUUGAGAACUUUGCAAAGCGCACAGCAAUCAGGAAUCUGGGACCUGACAGCAAACUGCUGACCCCCGAGGAGCUCAGUGCGCUCUACGACCGCUUCUACACCGUCUUGUACGAGCGACAGCAACGCGAGGGUAUGAUACAGGAGGAGAACCAAAGACGUGCUAAAGCGAACCGAGGCCGUGUCCACGAGCUCAAGGUUGAAAAGGGCCGCGUUGGUCUUGGGGCGAGCACAAGCUUGAUGGACUACGAUGCGUUCCGCGAGUUUCUGGCAGCCAUGGCAAAAUGGGCCAUGUCGGAUUCGCCCACAACGCCCCGCAGAGAGACAUUCCCCGACAGAGGCUAUAACAGCAUGAGGAGGCUGGGUGCAGGGCAAUUGUCGCCCUGGGGCAACGGACCGGAACCGGCCGACCACGAGUUUUUGCGGCGGCUUUUCGCAAAGUGGGACGUCGACUCUGCGGGAGCUCUGACGCUCCAGAAUGUUGUCUCGGGUAUGGCACGCAUCAAGGGCAAGCGGGACAUCAUGGGCACCAUCACAUACUUGUUCGAGCUGUACGAUGACGACGGUGAUGGACGAGUUGAUCGCGAGGGCAUCUUGAGGAUAUCAGAGGCACUCCUUUUUCUCUCUAGAAGAGGACUUGAGGGCACGCUGAGUCCUUCAGGCUCGACGACUACGUUAAAUGGCUACUCGGAGCUUCAGGUUGCAGGUGACCCGACCGCCAACGACGGCUCUUUGGGCGGUCCCACAGUCAACGAGAGGUUUCUGGGCAGCAUCAGUGCAUUCAUAAGGAGGUGCUUUGAGUAUGCGGAUCCGGACCACCCAAAGAACCAGGAUGCUAAGGUCGAACAUGAAAAGAUGCUGGAGAAGGUUGAGGAGAAGCUCCACGAGAAGCAUGCCGAAUCACCAAUCGCAGAGAAGAAGCAUCGCGAGCCACUGAUGCCCCCGCUGUCACCAGAUCUUGUCGAUCCUGACGCGUUUGCGAUUGGUGACGACGAUGAUGAGGAUGACGAGUCAGGGGAAGAGGACCUGUUGGCUAUGGAUUCACCAGAGGGAAGCCCGCAGCUCAAGCCUGCGAAGAAGCCUACCCCGGAGCCUACCCCUGAGCCAACCCCGUCAGCCGAACCGAAAGAGGAAAAGACGAUAUCACCUCCUCCACUGGCAGAGUCUAUGGUUUCGGAAAACCAGUCAUCCCAGUCAUCCUUACUUGAUGGUGUAGUGUCACGAAAAGUGUCUCAAGCAAAGGCGAACGUGGCACUUGACCCUUCAAACCCGCUGCACAUCACCCUCCCAACUUUCAGAAUGGUAGUCCUGGCGGAUGAACUUCUGGAGCAGUUCUUCGAAUCCAGCUUCCCUGUUUCUUUCCACGUGGUCGAGGGUUUACCUAGCAGCAACAGCAGUGGUGGAGGUGCAGGCUCAGCCGGACCUUCUUCGAUUUUUGGUGCCUUUGGCGGCGGAGCUGGAGGAGUUGCCGGUGCCGGCAGAGGAGUCCGUGGUGUCUUGGACAACAUCGUUACCGAUGGUAUGAGGGUUGCGGCUGAGGUCCGGAGGCGGAUGGAGGAGGCGCAGAAGGAACUCGAGAAGAAUGCGACCCCAUAUCAAUACCAGCAAAAGGAUGAAGAAGAUGAGGAUGAUGAUGACAUCAGGGGUCCUUCUUCCUCGUCGAGGACGCCUCGCAUCGGUGCCGCGUCUGGCUCGAAAUCUGCGACCAAGUCGGUCAGGUCAAGCGACCGCGACCUGUUGGAAGGUGCGGAUGCAGAGGCUGACGGUGGCGGCGAGGGUGCCGGUACAAAAGCGACGGCCGACGUCCAAGGGGCUUCGGGCAAGGGCAAAGUGGAGUUUGAGGGUUGAUAUGAUGAUUCACGGCAGCAAGUGGCUUUUGUUUGAUGUCCUGUUCUGCUUAGAAAUGGCGUUAAGGGGGGGAAUCGUAUGGCUCAGUGGGCGUGUGUGUCACUGUUUAUUUUGCAAUGCAGAGAUCCUCGAUCAUCUCACUCUUGUUACUCGCAUCAAGGGCUCUUUAUUUUUUCUUUCCUUGUUUUUUUCCCUGAAAUCAUGUCCA